UGCGGGCCCGGCGAGCGGCCGGGGGGGCGCGGGGCCGAGCUGCCCGCGGGGCCGGACCUGCGGCACUUCCUGAGAGCCGCCGCCCUGCCGCCGCCACCCGCCGGGGAGCCGCGGCCCGAGCCGGAGCGGGGCGCUGCCGCCGGGCCCGGCAGAGUGUACCUGGAGACCUAUGGCUGCCAGAUGAACGUCAAUGAUACAGAGAUCGCUUGGGCGAUCCUGCAAAAGAACGGCUACACGAGGACAAAGGAGGUGGAUGAGGCAGACGUGAUUCUGCUUGUUACCUGUUCUGUGAGGGAGAAGGCUGAGCAGGCUAUCUGGAAUCGCCUGCGGCACCUCAAGGCACUGAAAGCCCGGCGGCACCAGGAUCGCCGGCCUCUCCGCAUCGGGAUUCUAGGAUGCAUGGCUGAGAGGCUUAAGGAGGAGAUUCUGCACAGGGAGAAGCUAGUCGAUAUUGUGGCAGGUCCCGAUGCGUACCGUGACCUUCCUCGGCUGCUGGCCGUGGCUGAGUCUGGCCAGCAAGCUGCUAAUGUCCUGCUGUCGCUAGAUGAGACCUACGCAGAUAUUCUGCCUGUCCAGACCAGCGCAGGUGGCACAACAGCAUUUGUAUCUAUCAUGCGGGGCUGUGACAACAUGUGUACCUAUUGCAUCGUGCCCUUCACCCGUGGCCGCGAAAGGAGCCGCCCCAUCGCUUCCAUUCUGCAGGAAGUGAAGAUGCUCUCAGAUCAGGGGGUGAAAGAAGUGACUCUUUUGGGUCAGAAUGUCAACAGCUUUCGGGAUAUGUCUGAGGUGCAGUUUCAGUCAGCUGCUGCCCCUGUCCUCAGUCGUGGCUUUAGCACUGUCUACAAAGCUAAGCCAGGAGGAUUGCGUUUUGCACAUCUUCUAGACCAGGUUUCCAGAAUUGAUCCAGAAAUGAGGAUCCGUUUCACUUCUCCACACCCCAAGGAUUUUCCUGAUGAGGUCCUGCAGCUUAUCCAGGAGCGCCACAACAUCUGCAAACAGCUUCAUCUCCCAGCCCAGAGUGGAAGCACACGAGUCCUGGAGGCCAUGCGACGAGGAUACACAAGGGAAGCAUACUUAGAGCUUGUACACCAUGUGCGUGACUCCAUUCCAGGAGUGAGUUUAAGCAGUGAUUUCAUUGCGGGUUUCUGUGGGGAGACAGAAGAAGAUCACCAGCAGACCCUGUCCUUGCUGCAGAAAGUCCGCUACAACGUAGGCUUCCUGUUUGCUUACAGCAUGAGACAGAAAACCCGGGCGUAUCACCGGCUGCAGGACGAUGUGCCCGCAGAUGUAAAGCAGAGACGUCUGGCGGAGCUCAUCGCUGUCUUUCGAGAGGAGGCUGCAAAAGCGAAUGAGGCGAUGGUCGGCCAGUCUCAGCUGGUGCUGGUGGAAGGGCCCAGCAAGCGCUCUGCCUCGGAGUUGUGUGGGAGGAACGAUGGCAACAUCAAAGUGAUCUUCCCUGAUGCUGAGAUAAAGGAUGCGGCAGGCUGCAAGGCUCUGGUCAGAGCCCAGCCAGGGGACUAUGUUUUGGUGAAGGUAACCUCUGCCAGUUCUCAGACCUUGAAGGGAGUUCCGCUUUGUCGUACCACCCUUGGCUGCUCUACAGCUUGACAUCAUCCACUGGCAGCAGGGAUAACUCAGAAGUGGCACGUUCUCCCCAGGAAGAAACAACGAAGUUUGGACAGGUGGAGAAGGGGCAGGAACAGCGAUGUUUUGUAUUUUAUCUAUACAUAUUAGGUAUAUCGACAUUUUGGCUACAACCUGCCCCCUAUAGAUCUGUGCAAGUUUGUAGACAGAAGGGAUGGAAGCUGUGCAUGGAUGCGCCAAAUCCCUUGAAGUGCUGCAGGCCUGGCCUCUAAUGCAGCCCAGCCUGAGCAAUUUAUGUCUGCAGGGCAGAUCAUUCCUAAUAGCUCAGCUGAAUUUAGGAGCUGCAAAAACUGGGAGAACCUAGAAAACACAACUCUAGUAACUGCUGGAGAGUCGUAGGAGAACUGCCAAAGGGACGAACAACUUGAAGAACAAGAUUGUUGAGAAUAACAACUUCCAAAUAAUAACUUCCUCGACUGCAAAAUGUUUGGAAGGGGGAAGUGAGAACUUGCACUGUGCCUUUAUGAUGGAAUGUAACACCAAACUGUGGAAUAUAAAAUGAUGUUUAAUGAGCAUGAGU
Oxyura jamaicensis (ruddy duck) is the source of this 2164-nucleotide messenger RNA. It is a transcript of the gene CDK5RAP1, whose product is annotated as CDK5 regulatory subunit associated protein 1. Gene Ontology annotation, molecular function: 4 iron, 4 sulfur cluster binding; tRNA-2-methylthio-N(6)-dimethylallyladenosine(37) synthase activity. Gene Ontology annotation, biological process: negative regulation of cyclin-dependent protein serine/threonine kinase activity; tRNA modification. The record is from RefSeq and is a predicted model, not a curated record. Lineage: Eukaryota; Metazoa; Chordata; Aves; Anseriformes; Anatidae. The transcript has 13 exons. Gene Ontology annotation, cellular component: mitochondrion; cytosol. The annotation marks the transcript as partial.